Molecule: messenger RNA, 1168 nt
Organism: Hydatigera taeniaeformis
Lineage: Eukaryota; Metazoa; Platyhelminthes; Cestoda; Cyclophyllidea; Taeniidae
Source: the annotation of a GenBank genome assembly
UGAUCGAAUCCCACGACUUGUGAAACUAGGCUUCAUUGCCAAAUUGUCUACAGUUUUUGCACUCAAUUCGUUUCAGAGUUGCGAUCUGAAUGGAGUCAGAGCCUACUCAACGCUGGAUCAAAGUGGUGUCUGCACCCUUGGAACUGCUCUCGUUGAUUAUCGUGGCUACCGGGUCACCGCCCAGACGAUCAUUCCAGGCAAGUUAUCUGUACUUUCUGCAGGAAUUCUUGAGAAGGAGCAGGACCAGCUCAUCGUUUAUGGAUCAAACGAUUUUGGCAAAUCAGUGGUCGCUGACAAGAGAUAUGCUGAAAUUCUUGGUAAAUCUGCCAAAGCAUUGAGGAUCCGUCCGCAUAAGGUUUUGGACAAAUCAGGAAGCGUUGUUAACCUGCUAUCCUCAGUGGAUUGCAAGGGGAUCGUGGGCAAUGACAACCGAACCUAUCUGCUCGACCUUCUAAACACCUUUCCGCCCGAUGUUAACUAUCUCGGUGGUGCUCCCGCGCCCGUUAGACCUGUACUCAGCGAGACUAUGAGAAAGCUCGGUUAUCCUUAUGUCCACCGCCACCUUCUCCCAUCCGUUAGACAGGAACUGGUAGAUUUCUUCUGCAACUUGCGCCAGGAGGAAUUUGUGAGAAAAGCGGCUGAGGAAUUUCAUAAGAUUCGCACCACAUCUACGGACGCAGAGAAGGAACUUGUGAAGUCAGAUGAGAGGGAAGAUAAGGGCCCCAACAUUGAUGUGAACGGUGUUCUCUUACUCGACUCGGACUCGUCCGGCAAAUCGAUUCAACAAUUUAUGAUCCAAGAAAAGAAUUUUGCCAAUUCUCAACACUCUGGCGCCGUCGGCACCACUCUAGUUUCGAAAAUUAGGAAGGCCAUGACCGAGGGCACAGAUGAUCUGGAUUUGAAAGAAGCCAUGAAAAGGGCGGCACAAUCCAUUAAAACAUUCAAGCAUGGAUCGUUUGAGAUUCUUUUCAACUCAGAUGCCUUCAAGUCUACUGUUACUUUUGCAAAGGAGGAGGAGGAAAAUCUCAAGAGGGAUAGGGAACUUAUCCAAGAGAUCUGUGAGUUCCUCGUUCUAGAACAGAUUCCUGCAGUCAUAGACGACUGUGUCAAUUUCGCGCUCAUUCCACAGGACGGACGAGCUUUGGUUGAAAUCCUCCACCAGAGGUGA